Messenger RNA from Phragmites australis (common reed), 1575 nucleotides. RefSeq names its product glyceraldehyde-3-phosphate dehydrogenase A, chloroplastic. Gene Ontology annotation, cellular component: chloroplast; apoplast. Bases 118 to 1323 code for a protein of 401 amino acids. The record is from RefSeq and is a predicted model, not a curated record. Gene Ontology annotation, molecular function: NADP binding; NAD binding; glyceraldehyde-3-phosphate dehydrogenase (NAD+) (phosphorylating) activity. Gene Ontology annotation, biological process: glucose metabolic process. Lineage: Eukaryota; Viridiplantae; Streptophyta; Magnoliopsida; Poales; Poaceae. The transcript is spliced from 4 exons.
UGCACCACAAACCCGAGCACCCCAAUCCGCCAACUCAUAUAUACACGCGCGCCUGCUUCGCCGUCCUAGCUUAUUGGCUAGCACCUUGAUCCUCCCUUGCUCAGCUGGUCCGUGGCCAUGGCGUCGCCCGUGCUCUCCGCCACCACCGUGCCGCUCCAGGGGGGCGGCUUGUCGGAGUUCUCCGGGCUGAGGAGCUCGGCGUCGCUGCCGCUCCGGCGGAAUGCGAACUCUGACGACUUCAUGUCCGCCGUCUCCUUCAGGACCUACGCGGUCGGCACGAGCGGCGGCUCGAGGCGGGCGCCGACGGAGGCGAAGCUGAAAGUGGCGAUCAACGGGUUCGGCCGCAUCGGGCGCAACUUCCUCCGGUGCUGGCACGGGCGCGAAAACUCGCCGCUCGACGUCAUCGCCAUCAACGACACCGGGGGCGUCAAGCAGGCGUCGCACCUCCUCAAGUACGACUCCACGCUCGGCAUCUUCGACGCUGACGUCAAGCCCGUGGGCGACAACGCCAUCUCCGUCGACGGCAAGGUGAUCAAGGUCGUGUCCGACCGCAACCCGAGCAACCUGCCGUGGGGCAACCUCGGCAUCGACCUCGUCAUCGAGGGCACGGGAGUCUUCGUCGACCGCGAGGGCGCGGGCAAGCACAUCCAGGCCGGCGCCAAGAAGGUGCUCAUCACCGCACCCGGCAAGGGCGACAUCCCCACCUACGUCGUCGGCGUCAAUGCCGACCUGUACAGCCCCGACGAGCCCAUCAUCAGCAACGCCUCCUGCACCACCAACUGCCUCGCCCCCUUCGUCAAGGUCCUCGACAAAAAGUUCGGGAUCAUCAAGGGGACGAUGACCACCACCCACUCCUACACCGGUGACCAGAGGCUGCUCGACGCGAGCCACCGCGACCUGCGCCGUGCCCGUGCCGCCGCGCUCAACAUCGUGCCCACGUCCACCGGCGCGGCCAAGGCCGUGGCGCUGGUGCUCCCCAACCUCAAGGGCAAGCUCAACGGCAUCGCGCUCCGUGUGCCCACCCCGAACGUGUCCGUGGUCGACCUCGUGGUGCAGGUCUCCAAGAAGACCCUCGCCGAGGAGGUGAACCAGGCGUUCCGCGACAGCGCGGCCAACGAGCUCAAAGGCAUCCUCGAGGUCUGCGACGUGCCGCUCGUGUCCGUCGACUUCAGGUGCUCCGACGUGUCCUGCACCAUCGACGCGUCGCUCAGCAUGGUCAUGGGAGACGACAUGGUGAAGGUCAUCGCCUGGUACGACAACGAGUGGGGAUACUCGCAGAGGGUCGUCGACCUCGCUGACAUCGUCGCCAACCAGUGGAAGUGAAGCGUUGCAUUGUAACUCAUCCUCGAAUUCAAAAUUUUCCCCAGGCUCUUUCCUGAUGAUAAUUUGUAAUGAGAAAUCGAGGUCUCCAACUCCCAACAGUUCCUUUUCUUCCUUUUUUUUUGUUUCACUUUUUCCUUCUCUGAUUUUUCACUGUCGAAGGGGAUUAUAAUUAACUUCCGGCAAAGGGAAUCGCAAACGCUGUAUAAUGUGGAUUUGUAAUAUAUAUACUACCUGUUCCCAGGUUCUCUUGUA